Lingula anatina is the source of this 1989-nucleotide messenger RNA. RefSeq lists its product as uncharacterized. The record is from RefSeq and is a predicted model, not a curated record. Gene Ontology annotation, molecular function: catalytic activity. Lineage: Eukaryota; Metazoa; Brachiopoda; Lingulata; Lingulida; Lingulidae.
GUCACUGGGUUUGGUGAAAAGAUAAUUUACAUUUAAGUGAAAGGCUUGAAUGGUGAACUGUAUUCAUAGUUCCACAAUGGGAACAUAGUGUCUUAAAGAUCUUUAUCAAACUAUCAGCAUACACAGUAUUAUUAAAUUGAAAUUAUAUUGAAACAAUGAAGAGCUUUUGUUCCAUGUGUUAUAAAUGUGCAGUCUAGGGAAACUCUACAACAUUCACUAUUCUUAUCUGAGCUGGAAGAAGGAAUACCAACAUUUGGGAAUAGCUGUGGAAGAUAUUUUUACAGUGUAUAGACUGUGUUGGAUCAUAGAGAAAGAAAGAAGUCAGCAAGGCAGAAAGCAAGAUAUAAAGUCCUAGUUUAAAGAAAAAGGCAAAUAAAAGCUAGUUUUAUAGCAGACAAGAUAUAACGCUGAAAAGAAGAACAAUUGAAACCCCAUGAUAAAGCUAUGAUUCUUGCACGUGUAAAUGAUCAACUUACAGCAGAUUCAACAAAAUUGUACAUUUUCCCUAGAAACAAAGAAGUUGAUGAACAUAACAAACAUUUGUUAGAGACACUUUGUUCUGACAUCAUUAAAAUAGAAGCAGCUGAUAUCAUCCAUUCAAGGUCAGGACAAACAAAAAGAAAGAAGGUUCCUUUUGCUAAAGAUUCUUUAGCGUUAAAACCUUUGAUUGAAGUUGCUGUUAAUGCAAGAGUUAUGCUUACCACAAAUCUUAAUGUCAGUGAUGGACUUUCAAAUGGUGUCAUGGGUACUGUUGUUAAGAUAGAUCAAGAUACAAAACCAUUAAACCAACCACAAUUCAUCUGGGUACAUUUUGAUAACCCCCAAAUAGGUGCAAAUACCAGGCAACAAACAGUAAGACCUGAAAAUAUCCACACAAACAGUGUACGACUUACACCACAUGUGGAGCUUUUUGAACAUCAAUCAGUAAAGGUUGCUCGAUACCAGUACCCUCUUAAGUUAGCAUGGGCCUGCACAGUUCAUAAAACCCAAGGGAAAACUGUCACUGAUGCAGUAGUUUCGUUGAAGCAUGUCUUUGCACCAGGUAUUGGGUAUGUUGCACUUAGUCGUGCUACUAAAUUAUCAGGUCUGCAACUUUUAAGUUUUGACAAAACAGAUGAAGCAAACUUAUAUUGUGACAUUAAAGUAGAUUCAGCAAUGAGCGUCAUGAAAGCACUUAAGCCAGACACAUUACCCAUCUUAAGACCACUACAGAAAACACUUACAAUUGUAUGUCACAACAUCCAAUCUCUACCUGCUCAUUUCAAAGACUUAACAAGUAAUCCAGAGAUGGCUGUGGCAGAUAUUGUAGCUAUUACUGAGAGUUGGCUACAUAGCCAUGUCCCUUCUGCUAAAUACUCUAUUCCUGGUUUUCGGCUGAUAAGAUGUGAUCGUCAAAAUGACACCUCUAGAGGGGGGGUAGCGGUUUAUAUUCGCAACACCUUGAAAGUAACUGAGGUCAAAAACAACAGAGUUAGUGAGACAGGUUUUGAAAGCAUAACUAUAACCAUUAAUGGUUACUAUAUGAGCUUUAUUUACCGUUCACCAUCAAUUGUAGGCCCAACUUUCAACAGGAAAAUACAAGAAAUUUUAAGUCAAAACAAACAGCCCAUAAAACCAUCAAUAUUGUUAGGUGACUUCAAUACUGAUUUGUCAAAAGCUCCUACAACAUCUGUUUGUCUUCCUAGUUUACAAUACCAUAAGCAGAUGAUUGCCUCUCCAACAUUUAGAGGUGUCAAAGGGUACACUAGCCUGUUAGAUCAUAUUUACGUACAAAAUGUAAGCACUAUAGAGACCGGUACACUGUGCACAUAUUACAGCGACCAUGAUCCUGUAUAUGCUAUUAUACCUAUCAAUGCAUAGAAUAUUAAAUAUGUACAUAUUUGUAAAAAAACAGUGUAUAUAUGUAAGUAUUGCUAAUAUGUAUUAUACGCAAUUUGAAAUAUAUUUCUUCAGAGAUGUUAAUUUGGAUUAAGAGAUGUUUUGGUUUUA